UCCACAGAUUGUCUUGAUGGCAAAAGUAGAUGAAGCAUGUCCUCUAGUGGAGAAGGACCUUCAAAACAUUUAUCUCAGUCCCUACGUCAAGUCAAAGGUGCAGGAGGUGAGCUCUUGGUUGGGUGUGCCGGUGUCUUGUGUGUUACCGUUGAAGAACUACAAUCAGGAGCUGGAGCUCAACUGUGACGUCCUGCUGCUCACCGCUCUACAACAGAUGCUCAACUUUGCAGACGACUAUCUGGAUGAUGCUGGUUGAGUGGAGAACAACUUCCUAUAAAUAGCUGCUGAAUGAUAAUGGAUGAUUGCAUGUAUGAUGCUCUGUUGUAGUAUAUUUCUUUGCUUCUAUGUGAACAAAUUUGGACGGUUUGUAAAAUAUAAUUGUUAUAUUACAGAAAGAUAUCAGUUAUUAAAUUGAGCAUGUUAAAGCAAAAAA
Carassius carassius (crucian carp) is the source of this 433-nucleotide messenger RNA. RefSeq names its product interferon-induced protein 44-like. Lineage: Eukaryota; Metazoa; Chordata; Actinopteri; Cypriniformes; Cyprinidae. The record is from RefSeq and is a predicted model, not a curated record. The transcript has 2 exons. Bases 17 to 256 code for a protein of 79 amino acids.